Messenger RNA from Pseudomyrmex gracilis, 838 nucleotides. RefSeq names its product RIB43A-like with coiled-coils protein 1. The record is from RefSeq and is a predicted model, not a curated record. The transcript is spliced from 4 exons. Lineage: Eukaryota; Metazoa; Arthropoda; Insecta; Hymenoptera; Formicidae. The coding region runs from base 143 to 838 and encodes 231 amino acids.
AACCUUCUUUUAUAGACAAAACUCUCCAUGGUAACGAGGGUGCAAAAAACAUAUUCCAGACUGACUGAAAUAGAUCUAAAUGUAUUCUUGUUAUUUGUCGCGUACGUAACCUUCUUUUAGAUUUUAUGCAAAAAAUAUCCAAAUGCUUAAAUUUCAACAAGUCACUUCGGAGGAUCGUAAGUUAGCCGUGUCUAUAGAACGUAAACGACUACUUGAAGAAGCGAGAAAAUCACGCAUCUUUAAUCCUCGUGUCAGAAAAAUUGGAAUAGACAAGACAUACUUGGAUAAGCAAGUCGAGGAAAAGAAGCGACAGCAUGAGUGGGAACAGGCACGAGAAUGUCAAUUUGAUGACGCUCUCGUUCGCAGCAGCAAGCUUGCUGCGCAUUUGGAGAAACAACAAGAAGAGGAAAGACGAAAGAUACACAAAGAGAUUGAGUCCUUUCGACGGGAGUGUCAGCGAAUCGAAGACCGUCGAGAUUAUGAUCUUUAUGACCCCAAGGCGCUUAAAAAAUCCCGGUCAACGGAGGCCGACGAUCCGUGCGUGGGAGUAGCGUCCGCUCAGAAGUUUGAAGGCGAGGAUCCCUAUUUUCAUGAGCGCCUAAAGGCGCAGAAAGAACAGAUGCGUCACUGGAUUCAGCAGCAGAAGGAAGAACGUAAAGCGGCUGAGAAGGUACAACAGGACACCGAGAAAGUCUAUCAAGAAAUUAUCCUUUCCAGAGAUAAACGCGCAAUGAUGCUGGCUCGGAUAGAGGAAGAAUACCGGCGAAAGUUGACCGAAGUUACGACGAGAUUUAAUCGUGCUCUGGUAGAAACAGUUUUUCAUUUGAGCUAUAUAUGA